CCGAAUUUCGAGGAUCUUCCCAACGAUUGUCUAGCCCUCAUUAUCUCUUUAACCAGUCCACUCGAUGCCUGUAGAUCGUCGCUGGUUUCCAAAGCUUUCAACUCUGCCGCCGGUUCCGACGCCCUUUGGGUUAAGUUCCUGCCGGCCGACUAUCAGAAUUUGGUUUCCUGAGGUUGCGGAGCUUCUUGAUGUCUGUUGGUUCGAAAUCACUGGGAGGAUUGAUAGUUGCAAUCUUUCCCCGAUGACACGUUAUCAUGCUUUCCUAGUGUUCAAAUUGGCAGCCUAUGCUAAAGGAUUUGAGAAUAAACCCAUAGAUGCUUCUUUUCGACUUGGUGGAAUUCAAGUUUCAAAGCAAAUUGUGUAUGUUGAUGUAGAUGGUGGACGUGUAGCACAAAAUGGUGAGCAGUACCCAAAAGAGAGAGGAGAUGGUUGGGUUGAGGUAGAGUUGGGUGAAUUCUUCAAUGGAGGUGGAGAACUUGAAGAAUUGGAAAUACAUAUUUUGUCGUAUGAUAGGAGAAAAAUAACGAUUGCAAAGCACUAAGUUUUAUAAAGACGUCAGCUCUGUUACUAAUGAAAUUAUUAAUUUUGAUGCGAUAUAAUCUUUGCUAUAAAUAAAUUUCAUUUAUAAUU
Messenger RNA from Rubroshorea leprosula, 630 nucleotides. The record is from the annotation of a GenBank genome assembly. NCBI's taxonomy places the organism in Eukaryota, Viridiplantae, Streptophyta, Magnoliopsida, Malvales, Dipterocarpaceae.